AUGCGUCUAAUUAAUGUGGAAACGUUGAAGAUGAAGAACUUCUUCGGAACUCGCAUUCCUCCAUAUGCCAUUCUCUCCCACAGAUGGGGCGACGAUAAAGAAGAGGUAUCUUUCUCUGACAUGAUAAAAGGCUCAUCGAAAAAGGUUGGAAUGGCGAAAGUGUUAGGCUGUUGCAAACAGGCCAAGAAAGAUCGAAUCAAGUACAUCUGGAUCGACACAUGUUGCAUCAACAAGGACAGCUCAAAGGAGCUUGACGAAGCCAUAAAUUCCAUGUUUCAGUGGUAUCGCAAAGCUGAAGUUUGUUACACAUACAUGAACGACAUACCCAAAGGCGACAAAGUUCGGGAACCAGAGUCGAGAUUCUACUCAAGUACAUGGUUUCAGCGAGGUUGGACAUUGCAGGAACUUUUGGCUCCCGUUGAAUCACGUUUCUAUGACGAAGAUUGGAAUUUUAUCGGUACCAGAGCCGAACUGUCGAGUGAGAUUGAGAAAAUCACAGAUAUUCCUCUCAAGUUUCUACUCGGUUGGGUUGACUUUCGCCAGGCAAGCGUGGCACAGCGUAUGUCGUGGGCGGCGAAACGGGAAACAAAAAGAGAAGAAGACAUGGCGUACUGUCUUUUGGGGAUAUUCAACAUCUCAAUGCCGAUGAUCUAUGGUGAAGGUGAAAAGGCGUUUGAGCGUCUACAACUUAAGAUACUGGAACAGACAACAGACGACUCUAUCCUUGCUUGGGGAAUUCCCGAGACUGAUCUCAACGGACAAUCCACAAAAGUGUCCAAGGCAAUCUCGGCUGGAGUUUUUGCGUCCUCUCCCAAGGAUUUCUCUGGUUGUGGACGUAUAGUGCCAUAUACUCAGGACUCAAAACCCAGCAGUAUCAUUACAGUGUCGGGUGGCUAUGUUCACACCUCCUUGACGCUAUAUUACAACGAAAACAAGAUGCUCUACGCUGCUCUCAACUGCUGCUUCGAAGGAGAUGAUGCCCAAGUUAUUGCCAUUCCUUUGUAUACUGCAUCUUCUAUAAAUGGAUAUAUCAGACCACAAAAGCUGGGACCGAUCCUCGUCGAAAAACCACCAGUUGGGCAUCCGAGCCCGAACAUCCGAAUUAGAGUUGAUCGACAAGUCCGCCCCUCCCAAGCAACAGGGUGCAAUGUCUGGCUAUACGUUGUGGGUUAUCAGAAGCUCGAACUCAAGUUGGCAGAAACUUACCCGCCACUUGAGUGGGAGAGAAGUCGUGCUUUGCUCGAAAAAGGAGAUAGCAAAUCUCGCGUCAACACCCAGCUUCUUCGAUUCACGUCCGAUGCUGCAAAAAGCCAUGAUCUGAUAGUGGUCAUUGAACGGAACCCUGGCGACAGUGCAUCGACUAUGCGCAGCUUUAUUUUACAGGGACUUCGAGACCUGGAGUUAGCGGAUGUCGAGAAGAGCCUACCGUUUAUGGAUCCAAAGAGCCGUGAGGUGAACAAAGCUGACAAUGGGGUGAUUGAGGUCACAGUUGCUACGACCCAGGAAGCUAUCCCGCAAGGGGUAGUUUGUUUGGUCAGCCUCGGUCGCACGAAUAAAUCUCCAACUGUUAGCAACAAGCAUCCAGCAAUUGUGACGGCAAAGCUGAAAUACGACUUUAUGGAUUCCCUGAAGAAAGAGCAUCUCGCUAUGGAACCAGAACAUCCAGCUACUAAGAGUAUAGCCACAUUAAAGGACCGUCGGGAUUCUCUCGAGGAUAAGCUGAAACAGAUAGAAGAAGAGGAGAAGAAACUCGCUGAAAGAAAGAUCUCAGCGCAAAAGGAGGCUAAAAGCCUCAUGGACCGCAUUGUUGCCGAAGAAGCCAAGAUACAAGGGCGUGUGAAGUCAUAUGAAAAGCACAGGAAUAAGAGAUUGCAGGUUCAAAGCAUACUGGACGGUACAACCGGUUACUCGCUCGGUCAGUCGAAACCACGAUUUUUGUCAACGAAAGGAGAAGUGGCGGAGGGUCCAGGAAACUGGUUUGAGAAGAUCAUCGAAAGGCAAUUGAAAAGAGUGUCAGAAAAGUCAUAUUCGUGGCCCGUGGAAGCUGGCCAAAACACAAAAGACCUAUCACCUCUUCUAUGGGCUGUCGCGAACACAAAGGCUGAGAUCGUGGACCUACUUCUUGACAAGAAAUCAGACACCGAGGUCAAAGACAAACACGGUACCACAGCACUUUCGGCAGCUGCUUACCAUGGCAGAACGCGGAUAGUUGAGAUCCUGCUCAGACAUGGUGCCAAAUUGGAAACGAGAAAUGAGCGCCGUCUUACGCCACUAAUCUACGCAUCUUACGGUGGACGUCUAGAAGCAGUGAAACUACUGCUUGACAAGGGGGCCAAAAUCGAGGCUCGAGCCACUUCGAAGAGCACGGCUCUGGCUCUCGCUGCAUCACAAGGACAUCAAGAUGUAGUAAAACUGCUCCUGGAAAGAGGUGCCAAGAUCGAAUCCGAGGAUGAAGAUGAAAGUACACCGCUUGCAGAAGCAGUCUCUGGAGGCCAUGCAAAGACAGUGACGCGAUUGCUUAACAGCGGAGCGAAAAUUGAAACGCGAAACGUCAGGAAAGAAACACCAUUGGCUACAGCUGCAAAGAAGGGACAUGAGGAAAUUGUGAAAUUGUUGUUGGAGAAGGGUGCUAAUGUUGAAGCGCGAGAUGAGAAUCGAUGUACACCACUUGCAUUGGCGGCUAUGCUGGGAUCUAGGACUAUUGUGCGACGGCUUUUGGAUAAAGGUGCCAAUGUUGACUCGAGGGAUUGUUGGAAGACUACACCGAUGCAUCAUGCCGCUUUGCAUGGACACGAAACAGUUGCUAAGAUGUUGAUUGAUGCAGGCGCCAAAGGCUAG
Messenger RNA from Fusarium venenatum, 2838 nucleotides. RefSeq lists its product as uncharacterized. Lineage: Eukaryota; Fungi; Ascomycota; Sordariomycetes; Hypocreales; Nectriaceae. Gene Ontology annotation, molecular function: protein binding. The record is from RefSeq and is a predicted model, not a curated record.